This is a messenger RNA of Cyprinodon variegatus (sheepshead minnow), 4500 nucleotides long. RefSeq names its product CAP-Gly domain containing linker protein family member 4 (gene clip4). Lineage: Eukaryota; Metazoa; Chordata; Actinopteri; Cyprinodontiformes; Cyprinodontidae. The record is from RefSeq and is a predicted model, not a curated record. The coding region runs from base 113 to 2221 and encodes 702 amino acids. Gene Ontology annotation, cellular component: microtubule plus-end; nucleus; cytoplasm. Gene Ontology annotation, molecular function: microtubule plus-end binding. The transcript has 15 exons. Gene Ontology annotation, biological process: cytoplasmic microtubule organization.
GCCAAAACAGGAAGCAUUGGGAGUGAGGGAAACAUAAUCCGCUAGUCCUAGCUCUGUGGGCAUUUUACUGAUGAACUGAAACCAACCACUGAAACCAGGCCCUGAAGGGGAGAUGACAAAAGAGGAUAUUUCAGAGCCCGCUGAAGGAGACAGAGUCCUCGGCUGCUACGCCAGAAAUGCUCCCCAUCAGCGGGCGGUUAUCCACCAGGUGGCCUCUGCACCCAUGCCCAGUGACAGUGAGUUUUCCUUCUUUGAUCCUUCUGAGCCGCAGUGUAGAGAAAUUCUUCAGGAUCCAAACACCACCAUCCCUGAGCUGUUUGCUGUUCUCAGGCAGUGGGUUCCACAGGUCCAGAAAAACAUUGACGUCAUUGGAAUUGAGAUCCUGAAGAGAGGUUGCGGUGUGAAUGAUCGAGAUGGUUUGACAGAUAUGAGCCUUCUGCACUACUGCUGUAAGGCCGGGGCCCCUGGAAUCGGCGAUGCAGAAAUUGCAGCCGGUUUUGCACGGCAGCUGCUAGCCUUGGGUGCCGACCCCAACCUUCGCUCACGAUGGACCAACAUGAGGGCGCUGCAUUAUGCUGCCUACUUCGACGUGCCCCAGCUCCUUGGUGUGGUGCUACAGGCGUCUCAGCCUGGAGAGGUUGAUGCCACCUGCAGUGACUUUGACUUUGGCACAGCUCUUCACAUCGCUGCAUCCAACCUGUGCACGUCGGCUGUCAAAUGUCUGCUGGAGUUUGGAGCUAAUCCAGCUUUCAGGAAUGAAAAAGGACAGUGUCCAGCAGAUGUUGUACCUGACCCACUGGAAAUGCCCCUGGAGAUGGCUGAUGCAGCCACCAUGGCCAAAGAGCUCCGUACUCUGCUGAGGCAGGCUUUACCCAGACCCAGCUCACCUCUGCCCCUCACACCGCAAGGCCAGGUCUCUGCUCUCUCUGAUAAGGCAAGGAAACAGCUGGCUUCCAUGGGAAUCCGACUCGGGGCUCGUGUGUUGAUAGCCGGACAGAAGGUUGGGACGUUACGAUUCUGUGGCAGCACCGAGUUCUCUGGAGGCCUGUGGGCCGGAGUGGAGCUGGAUAAACCAGAGGGGAAGAAUGAUGGCUCCGUAGCAGGGGUUCAGUAUUUCACCUGUCGAUUCAAACACGGAAUUUUUGCUCCCCUGUCCAAGAUAAGUAAACCCUUGGAGAAACAUAAAUCGAGCUCUGCAAAGACUCCUCUACGCCCCCCUCGUCGCAUUGACGUGUCGCGUGUUACUGCCAAGAUUAACACAGGGAUACUUUCCCGCUCCCUGUCGUCUUCUUCAUCUUCGUUGGACUCUCGUCACGGAACGGGUGGCCGUCCUCGUCCUCUGCCAAGGCAGCGCCUCCCUCCUAGGCAGAGAAAGGAGAACAUCUCCCCAAGUCUCCGGAUGACUCCACCACCCGCACUCCACUCAUCGCGCUCCUCAGCUCCUCCAGCUGUCGGUUUCAGGAGUAGGACCCCCUCAGCCAGCAGCUCUCUGUACGACUCUGAGGUGCGACAGGGGGAGAGGGUGCUGGUGGCGGGACAGAGGACCGGCAUUGUUCAGUUCUGUGGGAAAACCAGCUUUGCUCCUGGUAUCUGGUUGGGCAUUGAACUGGACAAGCCUAGUGGCAAAAAUGACGGCUCAGUUGGAGGAGUCAGAUACUUCAGCUGUCCUCCCAAACAUGGAGUAUUUGCUCCUCCCUCCCGUGUUCAAAGGAUCCAUGGCUCAGUCGAUUGCCUUUCAGAGCUCACCUCCUCACGUCUCCGUCAUCCAGUCAGUGGGACGAUUCGUCGCAGUUUGAGCACAUCAACAGCCAUCGCCACACCAAAGGAGCUGAGCAGGAGAAGCCCCGUCACCAGGAGCCGUUCUACUCCUCACCGUCGCCGCUGGAGCACCCUGAGCGGCAGCAGUGGAGGAAUUCCCGGAAGCACGGCAGGGUCCAGUCCUUCCGCCUGCUCAGACAGCCAGGUGCGUCUCCAGGUGGGCAUGCAGGUCUUCCUGACCAGCGCCAACGAGAUGGCCUUUAUACGCUUCCUGGGAGCAGCGGACUUUGCGCCAGGGCUCUGGCUUGGUUUGGAGCUCCGAAGUCCAAAGGGCAAGAACGACGGCUCCGUAGACGGCCGCCGCUACUUCACGUGUCGACCUGGCUACGGCGUCCUGGUCCGUCCCAGCCGGGUCACCUAUCGUGGCAUCAACGGUUCCCACUUGGCGAAUGAAAAAAGCUGAAGACUUUGAAUAUGGGUUGGAUCUCACGCUGAUUAAACUUUUUGCAUUUCUAACUUUUUGCAUUCUGAUUCUCUGCACUGCGGAGCUUUGAGCUAAAGACAUAACUGCUUUAAAGUUUGUAGGAGGCAAAAAGCACUUUAUAAAGUUAACAGGAAAUCUAUUUUGCAUAAAACUCUGCACUACUUUAUUCUGAUUGCACUGACAAGCCUGUCACUAUAAGAUCAGACUGACAAUAUCAGUGCUUUCUGGGAUUUUAUCAAUUUAUUAGGAUCUAAUUAAAGGUGUCCUUGUGUUUUUGUUGGUGCAUGUUGAUCAGAAGCACUUUAGAAAAGGAGACCAGGAUUUUUUAUAAACAGGGUUUAUAAUUGAAGUCGUGUUGGACUUAUUAGUAAAUAAGAUUAAAGAAAAUGAUGCUCUGUUUGGUGGCAAUAAAAGUAUUUAACCAGUUAGGAAUGGUUUGUAAUGCUGUCUAUAAAUCACUUUUUAUUAGGUCUCUUUUUUAAUAUUUUGAUUAUUAGGCCAGAUUAAACAUUAAAAGACGAAAUAAUUGCCAAAGAGAAUUAAUGUUAGGCCGUCUGACAUAAAAAAACCCCUCAAACCAUCACACAGCUGAGAUGGUUUGUCCUUUUUUUGGAAGAAAAAGCAAAAGCAGAGCUGACUGCUUUUACAUGGAUGUGUUCCCUAACCUUUAUUCCUGAUGCACAUUGUCCUGCAUGCUUUAGAUGUUUCCCUGCUGGGAAAAACCUAAUUUAAAGGAGGCAGAAAGCUGAUAUUUCUCUCAUCAGAUUUGAGCUAAAGCUUCCAUAUUAUUCAUCAAUCUGCAGAACAAUCCAUAGCAAUUAGCACAGCUGGCAAACAUGUCAAAAGCUUCAAAAUAAAUCCAUCUUUAAUGAAGUCCCUGAUGCUUCAAGUCCUGUAAAAUUUAAUCAUAUUGAUAAUUAUAGGCAAGGAUCUGUGAACCUGUAGGCUUUUUAUUUUUCAUAGGUCAGGGAAUUACCUAAACCCAUCUUUAACUACAGUAUCAUAAUUUCAUCCUUUUUAACCCUUGAUCUUAAUUGUCAAAGGCUCUAAGAAGGCUUUCAGAAAGGUUUUGUCACCGAUGGAGGAGGGUGGGCAUUUAUGCGGAAUAACAGAUAAGGUCAGUUAUUCAAUUGCAGCGUUAUUUAUAAAGCACUUUUAAAACGAGGUUAACCAAAAUGCUGGACAUGACAAUAAAAGACAAAGACAGACUCAUACAAUAAAGAGUCACCAUCAGGUUGUGUUAAAAGCAUAAAAGUAGAGGUGAGCUAUGAGGCAAGAUUUGAAAAUAAAGAGAUUUAAUUUAUUUAAAAUAAAAAUCUACUGAAAGUUGUCAUAAUGUCAAGAUAAUGACAGAAGCCACAGAUAAAGCUGCUCUGAGCUGUGUUAAACUAUAAAGCGAUAUUAAAAAUUGUGCUAUUGCUUACAAGAAUGAUGAUCUAAAAUGCUAUAAUAAUGCCCAUUGUCCUUUAUAAUGGCUGCUGUUUGGGUUAAUCCAAAGAGUAACAGUUUGAAUGGUUCCUACCAAACAUUUGUAAUAGUCUGUGGUGAAAGAGCCAUUUUUUUCCUGGGCAAACUGCAUAAUUCUAGUUCAGUCCAGAGAGCAAUGGGCUGCUACGACUCAUUGGGAAGGACUGCAGGUCCAGCAAGCCCAUGCAGAACAUUAGAGAUCGUAGUUCCAAGCUUCAGGAUAUUCACCUACAGAUCAGGGCUGGUCACAUCUCUGAAGUGGACAUUUUAUUAGUCUGUUUAAUUUGCUGUUUUUUCAGACUUUAUCUCUAUUUAUCAGGGCCUCAGUGGGCUCCUUUAGAUGGUUGACCAUAUGAUGAGGAAUCAAAAGUUAUGCACAAAUGUUGUCAAACUGUAUUAAUCAGGCAACGAAGUGACAAAUGACAAAAAUUAACCAUUUUUAGUUUUCUUGCAGGUAGGGUUGUCACGAUACUAAAGUUUUCAACUCGAUACCGAUACUAAGGAAAAUAUUCGAUGCUCGAUACCAUUUUCGAUACCACAAGGAUAAAAUUUCAACAGAAAUAUUUUGAUUAAUAAUUAAAAUACAAUAAAUAAAUAAAUACAAUAAACAAUAAGAACAACAUUUUGAGGUUGUUUUCUGUGCAAAGUAUUUAGCAAGCUUGAUAACAAACUUACAAAAUUAAAAUUAAGUUUUCCUUACUUGGCUAUGCUUUGCACACAUAACAAUGACACUAGCCAAACCGGUUAAGAAACAAAAAUAAUUCUCAGCAGCUGCAAAUGUUACAAAAAAA